AACUCAGAAUUGGAAGGGGCCGCGCGAACGCAGGCCCCCACUGGCACAAAUUAUGACGUUGGCUCUCCCACGUUGGGGAGACCAUAGGCGGGCACCCCUCCUGAGUGCAAUGGAGGUCACCAACCCAGGCCAUGGGCCUUCUUGAUCACCCAUUGACCCCGUCCAGGUAAGUAUGGACAACGUUCCCUCCCCCUCCCCUUUUCUACUCUUCUUUCUCUCCGCCCUCCCCUUCCCUCCGUCGAUGUGGGACUCAAUCAUUCCAUCAUCCAACAACCGACUCGAACUCUAAAUUCUAAAACCCCCUCAAAACACAAAACACACACUCUCAGUCUAUCAUUUGCUGAAGAAGCUUGGAAUUGAUGAAGGGACUGCUCAAGUCCUUCACUAGGGUUGGAGUAGGUGUUAGGGGUUAUAGCGCGGCGAGGAAGGACCUUCGGAUUGAGGGGGUUAAGCAUGCCAUAGCUGUUGCUUCUGGUAAAGGCGGUGUCGGCAAGUCCACCACUGCAGUUAAUCUGGCUGUUGCACUUGCUAACAAGUGCCAAAUGAAGGUUGGCUUGCUUGAUGCUGAUAUAUACGGACCAAAUGUUCCUAUAAUGAUGAAGCUUGAUAGAAAGCCAGAAGUGACUGAAGAUAAAAAAAUGAUUCCAAUCGAGAGCUAUGGAGUCAAGUGUAUGUCAAUGGGACUUCUUGUGGAUAAGGAUGCUCCGCUUGUUUGGAGAGGUCCCAUGGUAUCUAGCGCUCUUGAAAAAAUGACUAGGGGCGCUGACUGGGGAAAUCUUGAUAUUCUUGUGGUAGAUAUGCCUCCUGGCACUGGUGAUGCUCAUAUAACUGUAUCCCAAAGGCUGCAAUUAUCAGGUGCAUUGAUUGUUUCAACGCCUCAAGAUGUAGCAUUAAUGGAUGCCCGUAGAGGAAUUAACAUGUUCUCUAAAGUCGAAGUUCCUAUUUUGGGAAUUGUAGAGAACAUGAGCUAUUUUAAGUGUCCACACUGUGCCGAAUGUUCCUUCAUUUUCGGGGAAGGAGGAUCUCGUAAGACAGCAACUGAGAUGGAUUUGGAAUUUGUUGGCGAGAUACCGUUAGAAGUGGGGAUCAGAAAAGGCUCCGACAAUGGCGUCCCAAUAGUAAUAUCAGCUCCUGAUUCUGACGUCCCGAAAGCAUAUGUGGACGUGGCUCGGAAAGUUGUAGAAAGACUGUCGAAGGAAGAACAAUCCCGUCCACAGAUAUCCCUCUGAUUCUGUGUUGUCCAAUUCAGCAAAUGAAUGGAGUCUCUGCUGUACUUUCUGCACUAAUGGCAGAUUCCCUUGUUCAUGCCUUUGUAAUCUUUCCUCAGCAUUGUCAUAGAGUACUAUUAGUACUUCGGACGAGUACCGCGGCAGUAUAAAGUCGAAACAAAAAAACAAAUUAUCAGAAAACUCUUUAUGCUAUCGGCUUAUAAUUUAUUAGAACAUAUUCUGAUCAUCUGAAACUUGUAGUGAGCAGAGCUAUUGGAAAUUCAAGUUUUGAUGCAUUUUCCA
Pyrus x bretschneideri (Chinese white pear) is the source of this 1511-nucleotide messenger RNA. Its product is annotated as iron-sulfur protein NUBPL. Gene Ontology annotation, biological process: mitochondrial respiratory chain complex I assembly; iron-sulfur cluster assembly. Bases 360 to 1229 code for a protein of 289 amino acids. Gene Ontology annotation, molecular function: 4 iron, 4 sulfur cluster binding; ATP-dependent FeS chaperone activity; ATP binding. Gene Ontology annotation, cellular component: mitochondrion. The transcript is spliced from 8 exons. Lineage: Eukaryota; Viridiplantae; Streptophyta; Magnoliopsida; Rosales; Rosaceae. The record is from RefSeq and is a predicted model, not a curated record.